This is a messenger RNA of Sardina pilchardus (European sardine), 1282 nucleotides long. Its product is annotated as interferon-induced, double-stranded RNA-activated protein kinase-like. The record is from RefSeq and is a predicted model, not a curated record. The transcript has 9 exons. Gene Ontology annotation, cellular component: RISC complex; cytoplasm; nucleus. Bases 156 to 1079 code for a protein of 307 amino acids. Lineage: Eukaryota; Metazoa; Chordata; Actinopteri; Clupeiformes; Clupeidae. Gene Ontology annotation, molecular function: siRNA binding; double-stranded RNA binding. Gene Ontology annotation, biological process: regulation of apoptotic process; regulation of regulatory ncRNA processing; siRNA processing.
AAUGACGAAUGAGAAGAGUCCCAUGUAGUUCACGAAAUCGAAACAGAAGGAAAUUAGGCUGUGCGUAAGGACCGCGCCACGUCCCCAAAUCUGGUGCUACAUUUUAUGUGCCAGCUAUUCCAGACUCACAGUAAAGCCUGCAGUUGGUGGACCUAAUGAAUUACGUAGCACAACUUAAUACGUAUGGACAACAGAAACAUGUCAAGGUGCAAUAUGAAGAAAAGGCUAAUGGUCCGGAUCAUACUAAAACGUUUACUGCACGAGCUAUUGUGAAAGGCCAGCGGUAUCCAGAGGGAGUUGGAAAAACUAAGAGAGAUGCCAAGGAAAAUGCUGCCCUUAAGGCCUUGGGAAUGCUGCCGCACACAGAGAGCAGUGGCUUUAGUUCUUCCCCAGCCAAAAUUGUGCAACGCAAUUAUCAGUGCUGGCUCAAUGAACACAGCCAGAAGACUGGGGUGACCUAUAAGCCUAUUGAAUCGACAAGAGAGGGCGCAGCCAGUGCACCAUUUUGCUGCAAGUAUGUUUCUACUAAUGGUGAAUCAUACCCCGAGGCUUAUGGGAAAUCAAAGCAGGGAGCAAAAGAGGAAGCUGCACAACUUGCCUACCUGGCCCUGGGCCUGCGAUCAAAAUCCUGUUUUGGUGUAAGCUCCAGUCAAGAUCAGAUGCGGGCAUCCUCUGUGAAAAGCACCCUGAAAACCAGCACUGCAGGAGGAAGGCACAGAUCUGCUCCGACCCCAGCCAUCCCAGCCGCAGUCUUUUCACACACGCCCAAUCUGGCAGGAGGCAAAAGUGCAUCUACACCCGUGCCUGCAGAUUUGAACUUCUUCAACAAGCAUAAGGCUGAGCUGGAGACUCGACUAUCCACCGCUUCUGUUCUCAUCCAGCUGGAGAAGUGUGGCAUUCUGAAUGCUGUGGAGAGGGAGACAGUGGAGGCUGAAAGAAUUAGCGUCUCUCAGAAUCAUGCUCUGAUCGUCAUGCUCAAUAGGAAAGGAACAGAAGCUCAGGAGAAGUUUUAUGAUAUUUUAAAGGAAGCUGACCCCUUCCUUGUGAAAGAUCUUGAAAAAGGAUUUUGCACAUCAUAGGAGAAUAUAGCAUCUAGAAGAUCUCAGGAAAAUAGACACAUUUUAUGACACAUUGCUAAUGUAUUUUUACCCUUGACUCUUUUUUAUCUAGAUGAAUUUGAUGAUCUACAAUAAUAUUGUGCUUAUGUAGGAUAAUCAACUGUUUUUCUGUAUUUGGAUACUUCAAUAAUUAUGUAUGCUAUUUUCAAUAAAUGUGGAGGAAA